ACAAAGGGAUUUAAGGCCAACGCAUUCAGGUGAAACUUGACAGAAUUGUUGAAUAUAAACUCUGUCAGUCAAAGUAAGUGAAAAAUGGACAGGACUAUAUCUACUUAUUUUAAAAAGUCUUGCAGAUUUGAAUGGUUGAAAGACCUUAAAAACACUUAACAUACUCUAUAAAAAUUGGAAAAGUAUAAAAACUACAAAUAUGGUAUUAUUGUGGAAAUUCUUCCAUCAAAUGAGGCUGUAAGUAUUGAGAGUAAAGGUGAAAUCAGUAAAACAUCAGGCAGAAUCAGCAGAAUGUUGGUAAUUGCAACUAAGCAUUGGAAGCAAAUCUGCACUCAAUCUAAAUUACAAUAGAUAUCGCCAAUCCAGACGGAAAUAGCAGGUCAUUCAUUGUGGGAGUGGUUGAUAGGUGGACCUACCUGAUAUAUAAUUGACCUCUGGACAUCUCGUCGAAUGUUUCACCUCCAAAGCAGUCAGAAAAUGCAGACAGACGUAAAGUGGGUUUCCACCAUGCAGCUCACCUGGGUUUUAAUUUGCUUUGCAUUGUCCGUGAAGACCGUCUCAGCUGCAGAAUGGUGCUACCAGUCACAGGUUAGCUGCAACAGCACCUGUUCAGGCCCAGAUGUGUGGCAGACAGUUUCUCAACAAUGUGGUGGCAGAUCUCAGUCUCCAGUGAACAUCGUGACGAGGAAAACGUUCAAAGACGAGCGGCUUACCCCACUUCAGUUUAACGGCUACCAGGAGGCGUCUAACGUCCACCUCAUGAACAACGGUCACACUGUUCAGCUGGACUUACCUCCUGGUAUCGUGAUCAGUGGAGGACACUUGGCUGCAAAUUACAAAGCCAUUCAGCUCCAUCUUCACUGGGGCAAGGACGGCUCACCUGGAUCCGAACACACGAUUGAUGGAGAGCAGUUUCCCAUGGAGAUGCACAUUGUCCACAUCAAAGAAGAUUACAGUUCUUUGUCCCAGGCUGUGAUGGACCCUUCUGGAAUUGCAGUUCUUGGAUUUUUCUUUCAGGAGUCUCUGUCUGAGAAUAAGAAGUACGCUCCCCUAGUUGAUGCUCUGAAGCAGAUCAUUAAACCCUCCAGUAACGCCACGCUGCCAGGCGUCUCCCUGGAAAUGCUUAUUCCCCCUCAGAGCAGCUUGAAGAAAUACUUCCGCUACGACGGCUCCCUCACGACUCCCAACUGCGCUGAAGCUGUCGUCUGGACGCUGUUUGAAAGCACCAUUCCUCUGAGCUGGAGUCAGCUCUCUGCGUUCUGGCAGCUUCAGUUUCCCGAAGAGACAGAAAUGAUUCAAACCUACCGGCCAGUGCAGCCUCUGAACGACAGGCCUGUGUUCUACUCUGAAGGAAACGCUGCCCUGGUCAGCUGGGUGCUGCUGGUCAUGUCGCUGCUGCUUUCCACUGUCUGACGGACAAAAGCUUUGUUUCACACAGACUCCGUUGAGGAAUGUGGCGAAUGUUUGACUAUAUAUUAAGGCUAAAAGCGUUUGUUUUGUUUAAAUAUUUACUGACAUUUUCAGAAAUCAGAUUGUGAUUGUGGUUGUAAAGUUACGUCAUUAUUUAAGUUUCAA
This is a messenger RNA of Gambusia affinis (western mosquitofish), 1575 nucleotides long. It is a transcript of the gene ca4b, whose product is annotated as carbonic anhydrase IV b. The transcript is spliced from 8 exons. Lineage: Eukaryota; Metazoa; Chordata; Actinopteri; Cyprinodontiformes; Poeciliidae. Gene Ontology annotation, cellular component: plasma membrane. Gene Ontology annotation, molecular function: zinc ion binding; carbonate dehydratase activity. Bases 451 to 1413 code for a protein of 320 amino acids. The record is from RefSeq and is a predicted model, not a curated record.